Messenger RNA from Eremothecium sinecaudum, 441 nucleotides. Its product is annotated as 60S ribosomal eL22 domain-containing protein. The transcript is spliced from 2 exons. Bases 1 to 441 code for a protein of 146 amino acids. Gene Ontology annotation, biological process: cytoplasmic translation. Gene Ontology annotation, molecular function: RNA binding; structural constituent of ribosome. Gene Ontology annotation, cellular component: ribosome. NCBI's taxonomy places the organism in Eukaryota, Fungi, Ascomycota, Saccharomycetes, Saccharomycetales, Saccharomycetaceae. The record is from RefSeq and is a predicted model, not a curated record.
AUGAAAAAAGCUGAGUAUACAUUGAACUUCAGCAACCUUCCGCACACACCACUCACUGCAAGAUAUCCAACUCGAACAAUGGCUCCAAACACUUCUAGAAAGCAAAAGAUUACCAAGACCUUCACUGUCGACGUUUCCUCCCCAACUGAAAACGGUGUUUUCGAGCCAUCCUCUUACGCUAAGUACUUGGUUGAGCACAUCAAGGUUGACGGUCACUUGGGUAACUUGGGUAACGCUGUUACUGUUGAAGAAAAUGGUUCCACUGUUACUGUUGUUUCUACCACCAAGUUCUCUGGUAAGUACUUGAAGUACUUGACUAAGAAGUACUUGAAGAAGAACCAAUUGAGAGACUGGAUUAGAUUCGUUUCUACCAAGACCAACGAAUACAAAUUGACCUUCUACCAAGUCACUCCAGAGGACGAGGAAGAAGACGAGGAAUAA